Molecule: messenger RNA, 1845 nt
Organism: Naegleria lovaniensis
Lineage: Eukaryota; Heterolobosea; Eutetramitea; Acrasida; Naegleriidae
Exons: 1
Coding region: 1-1845 (614 amino acids)
Biological process (GO): intra-Golgi vesicle-mediated transport
Cellular component (GO): Golgi membrane
Source: RefSeq, a predicted model, not a curated record
AUGUCGACUUCAUCUUCCACGGAGUCAUCAUCAACAAACACAACCGUGAUGAACACUCCGUCGUCAAUAACAACCAUGUACUUGAGUGAUAUGAACAAAUGUCGAGACAUUUGGAAGAAUUUUGAGUUGGAUCGGAAGAGAGAUUUAUUUGAUUCUCAGGGAAUUAAUAUUUCAAAAUCAAGAGAACAAUCAGCAGCUAACAGAAAGAACCUUGCUCAAAUCACAAAGGACUUUAAAAAACUGAGUAAUGAAGAAAAGGUCAGCUCAUUCCAAAAGGUAUUAAAGGCAUAUCAGGAAGAAAUUGAUUCUCUAACCAACAGAAGCAUGAGUGCAGAAAAAUUGUUUUUAGAUCUGUACCAACCACUUCGGGAAGCUCCCGAUCCUUAUUAUAUUAUUUGUAAAUAUCAACAGUUAUUCCAACAAAACCAACAGCAAAAUAACCAAGAAGAAUACGAAAAGACAAUAUCUGAAUUGAAAAAUCAGUUAAAUGACUAUGAAAACGAAUUUAUGCAUCUAAAAAAUCAAGAAGUUACUAUUCGGAAAUUGGAAGAAGAAGCACUCAAGUACAAGAACCAAAGUGAAUUGCUAAAAGAACAUGACUUUAUCAUUCAAAAACAUAAAGACCGUGAAAUAAUUAUUCUCAAUGAGCUGAAAGAAAUCAAAGCAGAAAAUGAGCGCCUAAACAACCUGUAUAUUGAUACUCAAAAUUUAAAUUAUGAGUUGAAAACCAGGUUGGAAGAGAUUGAAGCGUCACGUCAAUAUCAAGUAGAUUUGCAUCAAGAGCAAGUAUUACAGCUAGAGAAUCAAAUUUUAGAGCUAAAAAGCCAAACGAAAGCAGCCACUGAGCAUUUGGAUGGCUCUCUGGAUGAACAAAUAGUCAUUAAUGAAAUGAAAACAGAAUAUCUCAAGAAGAUAUCCGAACUUAAGGAAGAUGUAAAAGAAAAAAAUCACAAAAUUCAACAACUGCAUCAACAAUUACAACAACAGCAACAAAUAAUCUUAAACAUACAGAACGAAAUGACCCAACGACCAACACGAGAAGCACUCCAAAAACUCCAAGAAAGAAUUAAUACACUUCAACAACUAGAGUUUGGAUACGACUCAAACACUCAAGAAAAGUCUGUAGAGCAGUUGUUGAAAGAGAAGGUGAUAAAGUUGGAAAAUGAUCUCACCAAAUCUAAUCAAAACAAUAGAGACAAAGACGAAAAAAUUGAAUCUCUCAAUACUCAACUCAAUGAGCUUUCAGUCAAGGCAUCAGAACAAUUGCGCACUAUUGAAAAGCUUGAGGCAAGUGUGGAUCAGCUCACAAAAUCAUCCACUCUACCCUCCAAUACAGAAGAAGUGAACACUAGCUUAGAACCUCAAUCUCUUAUUUCUAUUCUAACAGAACAACGAAAUAGAUUCAGAGAUAAAUUCAAUACAUUGGAAGAAGAGAACUUGAAACUCAAACAACACAUUGAACAUUUAGAAAAUGAGCAAUCAAAAUUGCGAAAAGAAAACUUAAAGCUUUAUGAGAAGACCAAAUAUUUGCAAUCGUACAACCAGAAUGCACACACUUCUACAAACAGAUCCGCCUCGUCAUCACAAGAUUUUGAGCCAAUUCAAAACAAAUAUGAACAGCUCUACGAACAAGAAUUAGAUCCAUUCAAGAGAUUCCACAGAAAAGAAAGAGAAGAACGCCUGAACAAUAUGACAGCAGCCGAAAAGGUAAUUUAUAGAUGCAGCAGCUUAAUGCUAUCGCACAAACUCGGGAGAAUGUUCUUGUUCUUUUACCUUCUUGCUUUACACACUUUAGUAUUCUUUACAUUGUCCAAGCUAUCUGGUCUGUCUAUUCGAAGAAAAUAA